Molecule: messenger RNA, 1117 nt
Organism: Pelagomonas calceolata
Lineage: Eukaryota; Pelagophyceae; Pelagomonadales; Pelagomonadaceae
Source: the annotation of a GenBank genome assembly
CUCCAAAAUUCGCUGCGAAGAUCGAGUUAUUAGGACCCCUGCAUUGCAGCGGCCCGACAGAUAUAUACUCAGACGACAGCCUAGCCAGCAUGUCUGCUCUUGACGCCGCCGUCUCCAGCGAAGCGCCCAGCGAGCGCCCUCGGCUGAAGCUGGCGCCCAGAUCUGCCGCCGCGGCCUCGUCCGGCCCCGCCAAGUCCUCGAUCUUCGGCGGUGCGCGCACCCGAGAAGAGAUCCUCGCGGCCAAGGGCGUCGACGUCAAGAAGAAGGAGGCCGAGCUCGACGCGAAGGCGCGCCCGAAGCGCCUCACGAAGCAGCAGGCCGAGGAGCUCGCCGCCGCCGAGGCCGAGAUCAAGUUCGAACAGGACAAGCUCGCGAACGCGACGACGCCCGGCGAGAAGGCUGUGGCGCAGUCGAAAGUUAAGGAGAAGACGAAGGAGGUCGAGGCCUUGGCCGAGAAGUUCAAGGCCCAAAACUUAGCGUACGAGCGCAAGAAGAACGCGGAACGCGCCGCCGAAAAGGAGGGCGGCACGGAACCCAAGGCGCGGCCCCAGUUCAUCCGGCCUAGCGAGAGGAGGCGCAUGCGCGAGGAGGCCGCGGCCAAUGGACAACCUAUGGACAACGACCGCGACGCGGCCUUCUCCUCGUUCAACCAGCGCGGUUCUGGCGGGUCGCGGGGCGGCUACCGCCAGGACGACGCGGCCUACGGGUCCUUCACCAACAAUUCUGGGGGCCGCCGCCGCCAGGGAUCACGCGACGGCGGCUACGACCAGUCGGGCGUCGACUUCUCGGCCUUCGGGGGCGGGCGGUCGCGGCGCCAGGCCGGCGCGGGCUGCAAGCUUUAUGUGGGCAACAUCUCCUUCCAGAUGACGCAGGCGGACCUCCAGUCUUUAUUUGCACCCUUCGGCCGCGUCCAGGACACGUACCUGCCCGUCGAGCGCGACUCGGGCCGCCCGCGCGGCUUCGGGUUCGUCACGUUCUCGUCGUCGAACGAGGCCCAGGCCGCGAUCCAGGCCUUGGACGGCACGGACCAUGAUGGGAGGCAGCUGCGCGUGAACGUGAGCGAGCCGCGCCAGAACUGAGCGUUCUACUAGGGGAGAUAACUUCGUCCGAGAUAUCA